This is a messenger RNA of Lachancea nothofagi CBS 11611, 4107 nucleotides long. NCBI's taxonomy places the organism in Eukaryota, Fungi, Ascomycota, Saccharomycetes, Saccharomycetales, Saccharomycetaceae. The record is from the annotation of a GenBank genome assembly.
AUGAGUUGCCAUCUAGGCUCCAAAGAUGAUGUCCGAGUUAGCGAGGAAUUGGCUACAGUGGACUCGCUUCUCUCAGAAAUUGAGAAGGAAAUUCCGUUGGUAGCUAAGAGACAGAUCCCGUUACAUGAAAUUGGAGACGAAACCAUGGAUAUUAUCGUCACUCACAAUACGCGGUCCAAUUCGAGUUUGGGAAAGGAGGUUCUCGGUGCAGAACCCGAGAAACCCCUUGUAGAGGGUCGCAAUCGCAAAUCCGUGAUGUUCAGCAACAGUUGCGAACUACAUGAGUACCCUGACGCGGAAUCGUCCACAAUGGAUGACACGCUAACAAGCCCGGUAGCCUGGAGCUUAUCAGGAGCGCCAAAACUUGAAGGGCCUCAAAAUAAAACGCUGGAUUUCAUGUUCGCGCUCGACCAAGAUGAUAGAGAUUUAAGUGGCAGUUCCGAUAGCUCGUUCCAACUCACGAAAGCAGAGCUGCUGGAAAAAUCGAUAACAAACCUCCCUGAAAGGCUCGGGCACGUCCUUGACGGACACACUGGCUCUCCCAAUAUACCAAAGCUGAAAGAAAUGGUCAAUGACAUAGAUCAAUUAGCGUUUGCACCAUCGGAAACGCACACAGAAACACAGCCUUUGAAGAUCACCUUUGAAUCGACCCCUCCUCUGAUUGGUAAUGGUGCCGAGCAAGAAACGCUGGAGUUUGACUUGCAAUCCCAAGAGUCAGAAGAGGAAAUACCCCCACGAGUUCGGCAUUCACCAUCCAAAAUCCCGACAACAAGUACUAUUCGCAUCAAUAGACUAGGCAAUGACGAGUCUCUAAAUGCUCCACAACCAAGCAGAGUUUCAUCAGGAUCCUCUAUGGAUGAGAGCGUUACAGAUUUGGAGACCACCAUGAAGCAAGACAAAUUUAAUCUAUUGCGAACUUCUGUGCCGCUAAGAGCUUCCGACCCUUUUGAUGCUCACGAAUAUCAAGUUUCUAACAAGAGCUUGAUACUGCACGAUACAGGCAUGAACGACUCUAGAGUUUUUAGCAUGGCAACCACCGCGGACGAAUUUCAGUCAGCAAAGGAAAGUACCGGAUGCUCAUCAUCUGCAUAUGGGCCUGAAGACUUAGAGUCUAUUGAAGAUCUACAGAUAUCGGCGGGUCUUGUACGAGAAGAUGAAACUUUGAGGAACAUAGAUCAAAUCAUAAAAAAUAACGAAACUUGUCCUGACGAGUUUUCAACAGCCCUGCACUCAAAGAAUAAACCAUUACUACACCAGGAAGAUACGAGUUACAAAAAACACAAUGUGGUCAAGUCCACUUCAAGCUCAACAGUACGUGUGUCUUCUCUACAGGAGCUGGGCUCAUGCGCUUCAGAUAGCAACUUAAAUCAGACCAACAUCGAGGAGGCUGGAUUUUAUGCGUCGCGACAAGUUAAUGACAUGAAAGACAGAAGUGAGGAGAGUGCGUUUAUAGCGAAAGAUCAAGGGAACACAACAGUUGCUCAGAACGAAAACAGUGAAGCAGGAUCUGCUGUCAACUCGGAACUAAAUGACAAUGAUGCUGAAGAUAAACUAUCUGAUUCAAAUAUGAGUUAUGAUACGUCAGAAUCAAAAGAACUACAACUCGAGCAAUGCUAUGGAGCGGAAGUCAGGACUGAGAGAAAUAUAUCAAUGACUGAAAGAAAGAUAUCAAUUACUGAAACUAUGAAUGGAAAGGAACUUUUGUCGGACACAAGAGUGGUUUCGGAUAACUUUUCGAAAAUUUUUGACGAUGACGCCAUAUUCGGCGAUGUUAAUGACACAUCCCAAGACUCAGUUGAUAUCAUAAAUUCCCUCAAGCCAAAUUAUUUAUCAAUUUGGCGCUGCCAAGAAGAAACUAGCAAGCCAUCACCGAGUUUCUCUUCGAAUUCUCAGUUUUCCCAACGCUCAAAUGGAACAAGCGAUUCUUCCCAACCUGGCCAAUUGAAGUUUAAACUAAAACCCAGAAUAGUGAGCCGGAGCAAAAUUUAUUACCCACACCACAAGAGAUCCGAGAAUUCGAGCUUGAGAAGCGAGGUGUUUAUCCCCCGAACGAGUAGCUCAAGUAUCCUCGAUCCCCUCUACUCUCAAGAGACACGAAAGGUGCUACCACAUGUAUCAGGGAAGGUUUUAGACGAGCCUCAGGUUCCAUCCAUUGCCCGCAUUGCGUUAGAUUACCAUGAGAAAGAAGGAAGUAAAGACACAGUUUUGGAGAAACACUCUGGACUCUCAGCUGAAUCUGAAGCCGAAAGUCCAGGGGAAACUAGUCCUAAGACCUCUGAGUUAGCUGAUGUCGAAAAGCCCGCUGACGUGACAAUCACCAGUGAAAGAGCAAUAGAAAGUGACGAGGAUGAAUCAAAGCUCAAGUAUGAUUCAUUCGAGCUACCUGACAUAUCAGGUGGGAAUUUCGAUAUGUCAGAGGACUUUGGUGAUAUUUUAAAUGCAGUUAAUUACGACAACUGGUCAUUGAAAGAUUCAGAUUUCAGAAAGGACAGAGAUCCGACAAUUUACCACAUUUGGGAUGAAAACAAUUAUCAGAAUGGAAUUGAUUUCUCCCUUGAUGACGAUACCGUAUCGGAAACAAAGAAAAGACUCAAUGACGAAGUUCUCACAAAGCUUUUGAGCGAGGAUCCGAAACUUCAAGUCGAGGAUAAUGAUAACAGCGCUUUGACGGGUUUAGGAAUACUCAAAAACGCUGAUAGCGAUGUAGCUAUAUGCCGAGCUGAAAGUAUCAAAGGGUUCGAAGUGAUCAGAUCUGCAUCUAGUGAGACAGUUGAGCACAAUAGGGAGCUUUUUGAACCACACCAAACGCCGCCCCCAGUCAAAAAAACGCACAUCGAGAGCCCAUUCAAAACAGUGAGAGCAAGGAAUGCUAACGUUACUCUCAAGCAAGACCCCAAGCAUGUGUGUGGAAAUCUCGAAUCUGCCACUGAUGCAUAUGACGGUGAAGUUGAGAGCAUGUCACGUAGCGCGGCUGUUACAGAUCAAUCUUCGGUGCAAAGCUCUGAGGCGCUCAAAAGUAGCCAAAUGUCAGACCUCGAAGAUCAUGGUAAGUUUUAUAUUAUGGUGAAAUCUGUAAAAAACCUUCAGCUAAAUGACAUUCCUCGCCAUAAAGCCGAAAUUGCGAUGGAGUUUGAUAACGGUAUUAAUGUGGUUCAGACGCCAUGGAAGCAAUUGAACAGGGAAUCCAUUGAUAUGAGUCAAGAGUAUGAGCUAAUUAUGAAGGACAAAUGCCCAGAACUUUCAGCUCAAAUAAUUGUUACUCUGAAAUGCAAAUACUCGAGACCAGCUUCAGAAUUAGUAGAAGUAACCGAACAUCUACCGAUUAAAAAGAAAUUUCCAUUUGGAAAGACGAAGUAUACUCUAAACAGAAAAUUCGUUAACAAAAAAGUCGAGAUUGACAAUUGGGAUUACAAAUUUGCACAGGAUGGAUCAUUUGCCCGCUGCGACCUGUCGCUCAAUGCAGACAUUCUAAAGCAAACAACCUACAGACGCAAAAAGUUUGAUUUCUCACUUUACAACGAAUGGGAAAGGAUAAGCGAGAAUUCUGGUUCAGGACGUGACCUUCACUCUCUUCCUCGUAAAGCUGCCUAUAAAAUUGGGGAACUAGAGGUAGAAAUGUCGUUCUUGCCUAGAACGUCUAAUUUCGAAAAAUUUCCGAAGACUCUUAAACUAGCGCAAGAGAUUGUUGAUAAGUUUGCAGAACAACAAGAAAUAAAAUUCGAGGGGUUCAUGUGGCAAGAAGGUGGUGAUAUUGAUGGACUACUGCAGAAACGAUAUUUCGUCUUGAAGGGCACUCAACUAAUUGCUCACCACGAGAUCACUCAUAAACCACAGGCUCUCAUCAAUUUACUCAAAGUGGUUGGGGUUAUGGGCGAGGGCCAGCUCACCGAGGAGACUGUCCAAAAAGUGCGAAAUUUCACUGACAUCGUGCUCUUCAGCGAAUGUUUCAAGCUAAUCUUCGAGAAUGGCGAAAUUAUCAAUUUAGACGCCGAAUCUUCAGAUUUGAAAGCAAAGUGGACCGAGAUAAUUACUCGCGUUGUGGAGCUGAAUAAGUUCCACCAACCGUGGGUUAAACAUGUGCUUAACAACCGGCUUUUGAGUGUUUAA